Porites evermanni is the source of this 7649-nucleotide messenger RNA. Lineage: Eukaryota; Metazoa; Cnidaria; Anthozoa; Scleractinia; Poritidae. The record is from the annotation of a GenBank genome assembly.
AUGAGAGUAUCGCUAAUCUUCCUGGUUCUGCUACUUGAGUUUUCAUGGGGACGAAUCAGUGGAAUUAACACUGGUCGAGUGCGUCGACUAGCUUUUCGAAAACCCAAGCCGACUGCAUUUCAGGUAACUCGUUUUCUAGCCCGUAAGGCAUUCCCAUAUCUAUGAUUAAUGUCAGUACAGGUCAGCUUUGAAGUACCUUCAUUGAUUAUGUCUCUUUCAUUGAUAAUAAGCUCGUAAAUAUUGUCCUAUUAAUGCUAUGCAUGCAAGGGAAGGCCUAAACUUGAGAACACCCGCCACUUUGGCGUCUUGUUCAGUUCCAACUAUGUCACGCUUCGACAAAUCUUUUUGUAUCAUUUCUUUGAUGAAAAUUGUCGAAUAUGUUGAAGGGUAGUGAGUGGCUCUGGCACGCGAUGGACUUCAGCCGAUAGCCUAUAAACAACAACAAGCGCUCACAUAAUGAGUUUGGGAUACCUGUGCUCAAAAAAAGAGAUACGUAUUGCGUUGUGUAUGCUUGCCGACCGCCAUGUUGCGCGAUCAUAUAAAAUCGGUCACGUAUAUAUUAAUAGGAGAAUUUUUCCAAAGCGCAUGAAUUAUUUUAUGGCACAGGGGGUGCUGGCAAGGAUAGACGGCGAGCGGUCGUCCUUGUAUUCUUCCCUCCAAAGCCAAGCUCCAGAGCAAAGCGCGGUAGAGCGAAAAAGUAAAAUUAUGAAUGGUACAAAUGAGGAGAGAAAUUAGGGCGGAGAAAAAAUUAAAACACAGGAAAAAUCACGAGCGAGAUGGUGUCAAAUGAAAGGAAGGAAGGAACUGUCAAUCAAGGGGGCGUGAAAAUCAGAUAUACCAUCGCAGUCUCCUUUUUUUUUUCUCCGCUCGGGCCUACGCCUUUGGUCCUCACUACACUCUCGCUGAAAAGUAACAGCGCGGACUGCCCGAAGUCUAGAGGUAAAACAAUAGACAAGCAAAGGUUAUUUCUAAUCAUUACGAUCGACAUGCCUUCCUUUCGCGCUUUACUCUUCUUUCUCUCCCAUUACUGUGCCUGUCACAUACAGGCUAUGCAAUUGAGAUUAGUUAACUAGUUAGUGACCUUGAUUACAAUUUUGCAAAUUUUGCAGCUGUCAAUGCUCGGUGGGAACGAACGUCGCCCGCCAGAAGAGCGACACAUUACCGAACGAGGCACGAAGUGCCCUUCAGUUUUUUUACUGUAAGCCGAUGUUGGCUUCUUCAGUCCUUUAGGUCAAGGGUCCCACUGAGCAUUGGAUAAAAUGUUACCGGGUUGUAACAGGAUCGCGUGACGGUUUGAUCGAUAAAAAACAAAUUACUGAACAAAGGUGAAUCGCGCUAUCUCAAGUUCACAAACAACUCCUCUGCGCCCUGUGACUCAAGUAACGUUGUAUUGACCUAAUGAUAGUUCCUUAUGUUGCUCAAAAUCCCCCUCGGAUACUACAGGCAAAGGAAGACGCACGCGCGUGAAAACUGCCACCCUUAUUGCCUGUUCGAGACGUUCGUGAGGACAGCACAAAGACAAAUUUCCGUUCCCCAGUUCUCGCCACUCUCAACUGUUCCUGCCUAUUUGCUCAUUUUGUGUGAUGAAUGAACUCUGCCAGGAGCCAAGUGCCUCGUAUCAUCUCAAGUAUACUUGCUGAUAUCUUCUUACUUUUAGGUGAAUUUUAAGAAAGGUUUUAACUGGCGGGAAGUAACUACAGAAGAUAAAUUCUAUGAAAUGUUCCCUAACAUACCACGUCUACCCCAGCACCAAGGUAACGAUUAUUAUGGUCUUGGGUCAGGGGGGGUAAGAGGGUGGGGGCGAAAUAUACCCUGUUGAUGUCUAUAUCCACCACCGGCGCAUUUACGUCAGGAGCGUGCUGUAUUGAGGUUUUCAACUGAUUAUGAGCACUACCAAUAAGAAUGCAUGCAAAUUCAUGAACAAAAAUCUUCCAGUUGUGCUUUGCUGAAUUGCAUUAGCACCUGGCAAGUUUUAAUUACAGAAAAGAAGUGUUAAAUGCUGUUGUGGCGCUUCUCUUAGGUGCGUUUUACAACUCAACGAUGCACUUUAAAAUUUUGAGUUGUGGAAAUUAUACGGGAAUGAAUGUUUGAUGAAUGAUUUGCUUUAUCCGUGUAACAAUCAUGGUAAUUUUUUAAUAAUUUAUUCUGCGUCACAUUCACAGCCAAAGUACAAGGAGGAUUUAAACCAAUAAGACCUGGUAGGUGGCUUAUUUAACUUUUUAUCGUUCAUAUCAAGCGAAGCCAAUGACUAGCGUUUUCUUCAGGUAGUGUUUUCCGGAAUUGUUUUUCAAUUCAACUGCUAGUGUUUUGUUAGAUUACUUUUAUAGGGAUAGGACACGGGGCCGGUAUGGUUUACCCUAGGUGUUAGAGGUUUUUUAGCACUUGCUGCAUCUAGGUUAAGCCUAGUUUUUAGGCUCGGCUACAGGUCCGCUCCCCGGUGGGCAGUAUGCUCCCCAAACUUCCGAUAGGUCGCCCGAUGUAAGGAAGUCCAAGACAGUCUUGGAUUCUGGUUUCCACGCCAUGGAUUCCGGAUUCUAGGUGCUAAAUUCCGGAUUCUUUGUCAGGUGAACUUGGACUCUGGAUUCCAACCGUUAGUGGGAUUCCGGAUUUUUUUAGCUGUAUUCCAGAUCCCAAAGCCCAGGAUUCCGGAUUCCACAAGCAAAAAUUUCCCGGAUCCAGGAAUCUGGAUUCACUUGCGCGGGGCGACAUAGGGUAUCCGGCCUCCCAAAGAGGUCUUAAUUUGUGAAAAUGAUCGAAAACGUAGAAUCUAGAAUCACAUUUAAGGGGGUUUUCUGGAAUGGGGUGCAAUACAGUAAAACCUAUUUACUACAUACAGCAAAGGGCUAUGCUAGCGUGUGCGCAUCAUCCGAAUGUCAUUAUCAAGCGGUAUGAUAGAGAAUAAUUGUCACGAGAAACGAGCUUCUUCAAACCUGUUUUUGUCUGAGCUCUUCCUUUGUGACAUCUGUUAAAUCUGUAGAUGGAUGAAUAGUAACGCAGGUCUUUCCAGAAAAAAUACGUAAGAUUACUUCUUGGUGCUGUGUUUAUCCUGUUUUCAAUGUUUAUAUUUAUUGCCAAAAGGAUUUGAAGGACUACACAAAAUUCCUGGCAAUCGCGUACCAGGGAAACCAUCCAUUUCUAAAAGUAAGUUGUUACAACCUUUGGUUAAACAGUGUUUUGAUGUUACGUUAAAUAUCUCCUAUUACUUUGUUUACACAUGAGAAAAGGUGUCUUGGAAUAACAAAUUUACUAACUUCGAAAAAAGUCGCUUUGUACGCAAUAAUGCCUCAAUGUGGCACGUUAAAUCUGCAUUUAAGCCACGCGUGCGUCCUUGAAUUUCUCUCUUCGCCAUAAGAACCGGCGCCUGCUACGCAGGCUAGAGCUUAUCCCGCAUGAAGCGAAUAGGAGUAGGUCCACUCCUCUUGGACGGGAUACUAGUUCAUCGAAGGGUCGCGCCUCCCACUAUGAUCAGUAACAAUUUCAUCUCUCUAACUUGACGUGGUCUUCUGAAGCGUCUUCUCUGCUCGUUAAAUGGUUCCGCCGCAUUCUCGUCCUCAGCGCACCUCGGCUUUUUUUAAAUGCGCGGAGCUUCUCGUUUUGAUGAUCAUGACCCUAAGCUGUGCUUUGCUGUAUUUUACAAAACAGACAAAGUUGAUACUUCAACUCACUGCGCAAGUCGGCGGACGUUGAUUGAUCUUCCUAUCACAAGAUCCUUUGGACAGCACAUCUUCCCAUCAUGCGCAUGGGUAAAACGCUGCUCGGGCUGCAUGUGUUCUGACUUGAUGACGUGCAAGCCAGCGAAGGCAAGGACCAAGACAGUUGAUUUUUAUCGCAUUGGUAAGUAAAAUUUUAAAAUUUGACCAGUAUGUUUAUUACUAUUGAAAAAAAAAGUUUAAAAAUUUACAAGUAAAAAAAAAAAACAAAACUCUUUAAAAUAUAACCAUGGCAAAAAAUUGUUUAAAAGCCUUUUAAUUCUUUGUGGUUAAAAAGCCUUUUAAAGUUUUUUUGGUUUUUUAUUCCCCCCCCCCCCCCCGCCUGACCGCCUCCUAUGUCAAAGUUGCUAGCAAUACGAGACCAUUCUCAAAACUUGGAGGAACAACUUUAAAUGGAGGGGAGGAAGGGGGUGAGAGUAAUAUCACAGAGAUGUGUGACUCAACGCAAAUUUAGGUAAACACAAAAGUUUUUUGUCGGAGUGUCUCAACAUUUUGCCAACUGGUUGUAGCGAGCUGUAGAAUGACCCAGAAUUCUCCUUGCACGAGACAAAUGGAGUAAGAAAAGGAACUUGGAAGACAGGCGAGGAAUCUUCCCUACCCUGUACUUACUUCUCCUUGUAUUAUUAUCAUCAUGCCCAGCGUAUAGGCCUGUCUUUGCGGAAUUUGCCCAGGGUAAGAGUUACACCAUAGACGCCGUUGCCGUAUAUACAUACAAGUAAAAGUUGAAAAACCUUUGUUGCACGUAUUGUUGGUAAUAUCCAAGAAAAUAGCAGCCAUCAAAACCUGCGAAAUUGCUAAAAAAAAAAAAAAGAAAGAAUGAGCCAUAUAGGUCGAGAAAUUCUCCGAAACUUUUGCGUAUAAAGUUAUGCCUCUCUUUCAAUAUAGAGGGACGGUCUAUCAAUAGCUUCACCAGAGAAUGAUAAAGCAAAAAUGCAAACAAAGAUUUAGACUUGCCACAAGUCGACCUCACGACUCUAAGCGAGCGGAGGGAGCUUUUUAAUUAAGCCACGAAACGGCCGAACGAACGACGAAGUCGCAAGAUUCAUCGUCCCGCCGCAUAUUAAAUCGAACAAUGGACUUCUUUAAGUCUAACAAAGAUUCGGCAAAACGGCAACCUCAUCCCUAGGGUUUUCUCUUUUUCCUGUGGUCUAGUUAGAGGUGGCGAUCCGGGGGGGCACUCAUCAUCACUAAUCAUACGGGGAGGCUCUUCCCUUAAGUCCAACCCUUGACCCUUUUAUCUACCUUUUAGGACAGAAAAGGUACACCAUUGGUAUCCCUUCCAUCGAUAAAUGGUACCCCUGUCAUUUUAUUUUCAUACAAAGUGUCUGUCACAAACCGCAAUGACAGAUUUCCUACCCUUUCCAAUACUUCAACUAGUGAAGCCUGAAGGCACCCGUCUCGCGCGGAGCCUCCCUGUUAAGACCAUGGAUCAAUUUAGGCUUCUGGGAAACUGCCCACCUACCCCUCCCUUAAGCCAACACUAACUCUUACUUCUCCCUUAGGGCAAAAUGUUGGCGUAAGGGAGGGGUAGGUGGACAGUUUCCCAGAACCCUAAAUUGAUAGCAUAGGGAGUAACCCUGUUGUGGCGACUACACACAGAAAGUGCUGGAGCUCUCGUUCGCCACAAAAAGGUGCCCUGCACACUUUAGAAUCUUUGCAGCUGUAAUAUGCAAAAUAUCGAGGGCAAGGUUUGAUUAAUACCAUGAUCCCUCGUCCGAUCCUUUAGCUCUCUAGAUCUUAGUAUAAAGCUGAACAGAAGUUUAAACUUAAAGUUCAAAGAAAUAUUCGGUUUCCAUUUUCAGAUGGACAUACAGUUAAUCGGGAUAAAAUACCGAUAACUGAGCACGUGCAGUGUUCUUGUCAGUGUAUUAAGUCAUCUUCCUCUUGUACUGCCGCCACACAAGUUUGGAAUGAAAACACCUGUGGCUGUGUUUGCAAACCCGCAUACCAAGAACACAACCUAAACUGUACAGGAGUCUCAAAGGUAUGGUCUUUUUAUGAGCUUAUAUACUUAAAACAAGGGAACCCCUGAAAUUGUCCUACAAAUGAAGCAUUUGAGUUUAUAACAUAGCGCGCGUGCUUGCCCUAUAUAAGCCCUAUUGAGCCGCUAUGAACAAAAUCUUUAUUUACGCACGCCCGUGCGUAAAUAAGAUGACGUAAGCAUUUUUUUUUACCUGGUUGCAGAGUUGUCGUCUUCUAAGCUGCAGUGCAGUUUUCCUUCUCUUUAAAAUAUGGAAGAAACCAGCGAAGAACUGCCCCAUUUUUCUAUCGGCAUUGACCUUUUAGGUCCUGAUCCAACAUGCAGCAAAAAUAGAGCCGAAUUAAAAAAAACUCGCAUGUUGCACGUUUCGCAAAUUUGUCGGAAGACCAGCUGCGGCAAAUUUUGGCCGAAAGACAUUCACUGGGAACAGAACAGACACCAACUGGUCAUGAACAACAUUAAGAGGUUAAAUUUCCGUUUUUAUUGUUGUUUUUAAAUUUGUUAUGCACUUUUGUUAUCUCCGGACAAUCCGACUGAAGCAGGAAGAUUUCUCUCGCAAUAACAACACAAAUUAAUUACACAAGAAGACAUAAAUUUAUUACUCACAAAAUCAACUGCUGCCAGGUCUUCUCAAGAAGCCGUAAUGACCAGCCAAUAUUUGUAAAUGAAUAUGAGUUUAAAGAAGGAUGACAGUCGUCUUCGCUAAAAACAUGUUUUCUGGAUUUCGCCGAGCAAAACGUAAACAUCUUUUCAGCAAAUCCAAACCAUACUCCACGACUUCUUACGAACAUGUUAGUAUUUUAACUUUAGGUGAGGUUUAAGACUCUUUUACCUUUGUUUCUGCUUAGUUUCCAUUGAUCGUUAACGAAUAAAGAAGCAAAUUUUCUUUCUCAGUUUUACAGAAAAGCUACAGAAAGAAUAUUUUCAUUCAAACUAGAUGAUUGUGGUGUGUUGGUAAUCAGCCAAUAGAAGCGUUUGUUAUUGUGUAGCGCGUUACGAGAAUUUUGCAGUUAAUCAAAAAGCAAGCAUUUUUGUCAGCUAUGUUAUAAAAGAAUUUGCUCAUGCUUUUAGCUGUGCGUAUAUCGAGUUAUGGAUGCACUUGGGAAGUUUGGAGAGCACUCAAGAAGCUAGAGUUGCACUCGGCUAUCGCCUCGUGCAACUCUUACGCAUCUUUCGUGCUCUCCAAACUUCCCGCGUGCAUCCAUAACUCGAUAUACGCACGCUAAGCAUGAACAAAUUCUUAAUUUGCUGGAGCUUGUUCGCAGAUGAAUACAAGACUUUACCAAAAUCGACCAGGAGAAACGUAACAAACAAAUUCGUAUUUGGAAGCCUAUGACUUCCGGAUCUAUCAUGUAAACAUUGAUUUACGUCAUCAGUAUGGAAUUUCUGUCGCUGAGUCGCAGACGUUGUUCCAUGCGAAAAGUCCCCAGCGGGGAUGAGAGGGCAGAAACGGCUGUAUUCGCAGGUUACCCUUCCAGAUGAAAAAGACCUCUUCUGCAUUCAGGGUUCCUAUGGAUUCAUGGGGUUAUUAAUAGUUUGUGUUUUUCGCAAUAGUCCAUUUUCGAGUUGCCUCAAGCCUCUGUUUCAAAGCGAGGCUAAGUGCGAAGCUAUCGAUAUGAAAAUGAUUGUUUUUUUCUCGUGGACAAAAAACUCAUUGCAUAAGAAAGGUUUUUCAUUUCGCCUCGUUUUGAAAGUGAGAGUUUUUGGAACUCGGAAAUGGCAUGUCGCAAUCCAUUGUGAUGUUCUUGAUUAUCAUUAUUAUUAUUAUUAUUCAUUUAUUUAUUUAUCUUUUUCUUUAUUUUUUAUAGUACGACUCUCGAACAUGCAGCUGCAUUUGUCCCAGGGCACAUGAAUCUUGUCCUCUUGGCUGGAUGUGGAGUGAUGUGAAAUGCAGAUGUGUAGAAAAUCGUAUCACCGCUUUGAGGAAACCCUGGAAUAGGCAACGUGAUGAUGAUUAA